AUGCCCUGUGGCUCGUUUCGUAUCGUGCUCCGCCGCCAGUCUCCGCAGUACGAAGCGUCGAAGCGUCGUAUAGGUGCUUCAUCUUUUAGCUCAGCUCCUUUCAUGUCCUUCCACCAGCCCAUUUCGCGCCUUCCCGUGCUGGCCAGCAGUAAUGUCCUCAACAACACUGGACCCACUACGGAGCGAAUGAACGAGAAGGCCGGCCUGCGUGGGACCCCCCGCCCGUUGCUGCCCUUCGCCGUCAUCGUCACGCCUCUGCGUGGCACAGACGUCUCGCAAGGUGCACAUCGCGGUCUGGAGUUGCGUGCGCGUGUCAGUGACGUGCUAAUGGAUCAUCCCGGCUACACAUCCCGCCUGCCGCCCAACGACCUGUCGUCCGGCACGUACAGCCCGAUCGCGCGGAUCGGCAAUGAUUUCAGUUGCUUGUGCUCGCUCACCACUACUGCUGUAGGUCUAUCCUGUAUCCGAAACGUUCAACUGUGGUCCAGAAUUGCUUCACUGUCCUUUCCAUAUGAUGCCCCUGUGCCACAUGCCUCUUCACUGGAAAUGGAGCUAUAUCAGCAGCAGCAUCCGUUGCCACUGCUCGCCCACUGCCUCCCCGCUUGUGCUAUUCAGGGCACACAGGCUCACACAGCGGUGAGGGUUCCGCUGAAAGCUGUAAUGUCGGUCAUUUCAGUACAGAUUAUGGUCUCAUAUCGGAUAAUAAUGAUUGCCAGCAAGAACAGCGGACUGCCCUUCUCCUCUUCCCUCGUAAUUUGGCGCAAUAUGGUGAACAAGACCCACUGCUUCUGUGAAUCGUCGAUGCCCUUAACAUCUGCGACCUGCUUCGUUCCGGCUGCAUAUGCGGCCGAGAUGAUGUUAGACAGCUCCUAUGUGCCCCGAGACUCACGCGCGCGCAUUCGCUUCCGCGCGAAGCUGCUUCGCGAAGGUAGAACGUGGAAGCCAUUUCUUGCACAAAUCCCUCGACCAUCGUCCAUCAACAGCCAUUAUUACGAAUUCUCGAAUGAUUCAGCAAGUGUGGAAGCAACGCUGAACGCUUCGCUCCCGCUCCCGUCCUGUGGCAUUAUUGUGGGCAUUUUAGCCGAUGGAUUCUCGUGCGAGAAGCUUGAGUGCAGCAAGCAGUCGUGGCAUAUCUGCCGAGUAGGUGGUAGAAAUUGGCGCUGGUAUUGGAAUUGGAAUUGGCGCUGGCAUUGGCAUUGGCUGUUGAUAUUCUGCGAGAGCAUGCCUACUGGCGCUGGAAUUGGCGGUCCUUCCUUACCACCCUUCCAUUAUGUUCUUGCAAGCUCGCUGAGUCCUUGUCCCAUCCCCGGAAAAGUGAGCCGUAACACCACGCUCGAUCGCGUUGCUUCUGUGAGAGCUGGCUUGCUUCUGCGAGAGCCGCUGCUUCUGCGAGAGCUGGCCUGGUUCAGCUGCUUCUGCGAGAGCUGGCCUGGUUCAGCUGCUUCUGCGAGAGCUGGCCUGGUUCAGCUGCUUCUGCGAGAGCUGGCCUGGUUCAGCUGCUUCUGCGAGAGCCGCUGCUUCUGCGAGAGCUGGCCUAGUUCAGCUGCUUCUGCGAGAGCUGGCCUAGUUCAGCUGCUUCUGCGAGAGCUGGCCUGGUUCAGCUGCUUCUGCGAGAGCUGGCCUGGUUCAGCUGCUUCUGCGAGAGCUGGCCUGGUUCAGCUGCUUCUGCGAGAGCUGGCCUGGUUCAGCUGCUUCUGCGAGAGCUGGCCUGGUUCAGCUGCUUCUGCGAGAGCUGGCGUGUGCUGGCGUGUGGUGGUGCCUGGUUCAGCUGCUUCUGCGAGAGCUAGCGCUGGAAUUGGCGGUGAAAUGGCGCUGGAAUUGGCAAUGGAGAUAGCACUGGAAUUGGGAUUUGAUAAGCUCGCUGAGCAGGCUUUUCCAUCAUGUCCUUUUGAGCACAUUGAAUUGGCUGUUGACGCGCUUGCCGAGAAGGGCUUGUGUCGUGAAAAUCGUAUACAAGAGCUGGUCGAGAAGCGUGAAUUCGAGGAAGCGACAAGGAUGCCGACUGCUUCCUUCCGCGCAUUCACAACACGACUUUCACGACUUUCACAACAGCACAUCACCAAUGCAGCGAGAUACGUCGAUUAA
Pseudocercospora fijiensis CIRAD86 is the source of this 2085-nucleotide messenger RNA. RefSeq lists its product as uncharacterized. The record is from RefSeq and is a predicted model, not a curated record. Bases 1 to 2085 code for a protein of 694 amino acids. The transcript is spliced from 22 exons. Lineage: Eukaryota; Fungi; Ascomycota; Dothideomycetes; Mycosphaerellales; Mycosphaerellaceae.